AUGUCACAGGCCAGUAACAAUACCCUUGCUGCUCCGACAGUCCCGGAUCUAACGUUUGGAAUAGAGCUCGAGUUCGUGCUCAUAGGCAAAUGCUCCGAGAUCGAGCAACACCUCGGCGAUGAACUCGGAAGCUGGGAGACGGCGAACAUCGCCCUGGUAUACGAGGCGCUCGUUUCGAACGGCAUCCCCGUCCGUGAUGUCGAGGAAGACAUCGGAGACGGCUUCUUCAACGACGCCUUUGGCGACGACCAGCCGUCAGCAGCGGAGAAGUUCCAAAAGUGGAACCUCGCAGUAGACUGCUCGGUUCGGCUCACCGAGGCCGAGGAGAAGCUCCUCCCCCCCGACUACCACGCCGGCAGCGUCGAGCUGAAAAGCCCCAUAUACUCGCUCCGGCAACGGUACUCGUGGCACACGGAAAUCAGCCACGUCCUCUCCACCCUGCACCGUACCCUCAACUCCCCCUCCCCCACCACCGGCCCCUGCCCCUCCACCCGCCUCCUCACCAACGAAACCUGCGCCCUCCACAUCCACGUCGGCAAAUCCCCCGACGCCUCCCGCGUCUUCACCCUCCGCACCCUCCAGAACCUCCUCCAGCUCGGCACAGCCUUCGAGCGCCUAAUCGACGAGCUCCACUCCGCCGACCGCAUCAAAAACAUCCCACCCCCCAACACCACCUCCACCUCCACCUCCCCCUCCCCCUCCCCCUCCGACCAAGGCGACGGCCUCUCCUUCUUCGCUCCCCCCUCCGCCACCUUCCGCCACCACCCGGACCCGCGCCUCGCCCACGGCUCCGCCCUCGACUGGUGCGCCGCCAUCGACGCCGCCGGCGACCCCCCCUCCCCUUCCCCUUCCCCCGUCCCCACGCAACCCGACAUGCCCACCGACAUGCCCAUCGACAGCACCGACACCGACAUGCCCACCCUCGCCCACCGCCGCCUCACCAACAGCAGCCGCUACGUCACCUACAACCUCGCCAACGCCAUCCACCCCGGCAUCGGCGCGCCGUUUGCGGGGGAAGUCGGCGGGAGCACCAGCACCGCGUUUUUCUCCGACAACGACGACAGCGCGGACUCGGACGACCGCCGCCGCAGUUUCUACUGGACGGUGGAGUUCCGGCAGCAUCGGGGGACGCUGGAGGCGGGGGCGGUGUUUGCGUGGGUGGACGUGGUGACGCGGAUGGUGGGGGUGGCGGAGGGGUGGGCGGAUGCGGAUGCGGAGGGGGAGGGGGAUCGGGAGGAGGGGGAAGGGAAGCGGGCGCGGACGCCGCUGUGGGGGUUGUUGGCGGAGAGGUGGGCGGACGUGGGGUUUACGGCGGGGAGGUGGUUGGGGGAGGUGUUGGGGGUGGAGGGGGGGACGAUGGGGUUUUAUGAGGGGGUGUGGGGGAGGAGGGAGUGUGAUGGGGAUGAGGACGAGGGAGGUGCGCUGGGGGUGGAUGCUUUGGUGCGGCGGAAUGAGGUUGAUGCCGCGAGGGUGCGGGGGAGGCGGGCGGUGUUGAGGGCGGUGUUGGAGAAGCUGUUGGCGGGUGGGCAUGGGGCGUUUAGCCGGGGGGUCUUGGAGGAGCUGAGAGGUGAUUUGGAGGCGAGGUUGGCUGUGCUUUGA
Messenger RNA from Diplodia corticola, 1599 nucleotides. RefSeq names its product amidoligase enzyme. NCBI's taxonomy places the organism in Eukaryota, Fungi, Ascomycota, Dothideomycetes, Botryosphaeriales, Botryosphaeriaceae. The record is from RefSeq and is a predicted model, not a curated record. The transcript has a single exon. The coding region runs from base 1 to 1599 and encodes 532 amino acids.